AUGGCCGUAGAAGAUAAUCAAGCUUCUUUCAUUCAGUCGAUUUUCGAGACCUUCCGCGGCGAGCUCGAUGAGCAUCAUGACAGAAGAGAGAGGAUCAUCAAGGCAUCGCGAGAUAUUACUGCAUUGAGUAAAAAGAUUAUCUUUGCACUACAACGAUUACGAGAAAUCAACGCCCCAAUCCCACCCAACAUCGCCAAAGAGAACAAAACCCGAUUCGACCAAAUUCUCGACCUUUUCAAGACCAUCUCCCCCGAACUAACCGGCACAAACUCCUGGCGCUACCAGCGACAAGUAUCCGGCGGCCUGCAGGAAUUCAUCGAAGCCCUCUCGUUCCAGCACUACAUCCAGACCCAACGCCUCAUUACUCGCAAGGAAGUAGCUGCGCAACUACCCGGUGGAAUCCUCGUAACCGACGAAGAUUAUCUCAUGGGUGUGUACGAUUUGACGGGCGAAAUGAUGCGGUUUGCCGUGACUACCCUAUCUACGGGCGGGCAGAUCAAGAAAAAAGAGAGCAAUGCCAAUGACACCGAAUCAGCACAAACUCGGUUCCCCAUUCUCCCAGCUCAGAAGGCGGAUAUCUUGAUUGAUCUGAGAUAUAUGCGCUCGAUGCUGGAGAAACUGAAUGUCCCUAGAAGACACAGCAGCCAUAUGAUGCGCGAUAUGUAUAAGAAGAUGGAGGUUAUGCAGGCAAGCGUAGAAAAAGUGGAGAGAGCAGCGUAUGGGUUGCUGGUCCGAGGCAGCGAACGACCGAGUGGAUGGACGCCGGAUCUGUCGUCAGUCGCAGCAGGCGGAGGAGCCGGUGCGACGGGUGUGGAAGUGGAAAGUUAUUAG
Talaromyces atroroseus is the source of this 831-nucleotide messenger RNA. RefSeq lists its product as hypothetical. The coding region runs from base 1 to 831 and encodes 276 amino acids. Gene Ontology annotation, cellular component: nucleus; cytoplasm. The transcript has 3 exons. Gene Ontology annotation, molecular function: RNA endonuclease activity; sequence-specific DNA binding; RNA binding. The record is from RefSeq and is a predicted model, not a curated record. Lineage: Eukaryota; Fungi; Ascomycota; Eurotiomycetes; Eurotiales; Trichocomaceae.